UGGAUUUACAUUUUCCUGCGACGCAGUCAAAUAUGGCGACUACCUUUGAUUCUCUAGCAAUACCUGCUCGCAAAUUUCGGAGAUUUCACAAACGGAAUAACGAAGCAACAAAUAUUAUCUAAUCAAAAGGAAGAACUGUGUUUUCGCCAAUUUUGCAAAAUGUAUCGUGCAUUGUAUGAUUACCAGAGCAGUUUGCCUGGUUAUUUAUCGUUCAAAGCCGGUGACCAGUUUACGGUCAUCGAAAAGACAAAUGAUGACUGGCUUCUGGCACAAAAUGGAAUUGGACAAGUGGGAUUUGUACCUCACAAUUAUGUUUGUGGGACAAAGGAAAAGUCCGCAGCUGUGCUAAAAUUCGUUGAUGGUUCAAUUGAAGCAAUUCACCUUCAAGCAGCAAGUGAAGGGGGCCACUACACCCAUGAUCAACGUGACAAUCUCCAGAAGAUGAUUAAACAUAGAAGUGACCUGGCCUUUUACUUCCAGUCAAGACCACCCUUGGAAAAAUCACAGUCUAUGGGUUGUACUUUUCCAACUUCACCAAAAAGAGCUGCCCCAGCUCCACCUCUUUCAGGAGCACUCAGACAGUUAUCAGAAAUCCAAACAAUUGCUGAGUCAGCCUCCAAAGAGGGUUUACAGGAUGAAAAGACAAGUCCUGUGUCUGACAGAAAUGAAUCUCCUGAAUUUCCUCCCCCACCAUCUCCAACAAGUGAGGCUGCUGACUUCAGCUACCAUUCAGCCCAAGUAGGCAAGGAUGCCAUCCAGGAAUCCAGUGUUAAAGAGGACAUUCUUAAUCAAUCGAAUACUGACUCACCAUAUAAAACAUCACAAUCAGUAACACAGGUAACUUCUGAAGGUGACUUACUGAAGUCUGCAUCAAAACCUCUGGAUGUCUUUUCAGUGCCAGAGAAGAUAGGACCAGAACUUCUUGAAGAAGUUCGCAGAAACACUGGACUUAGCUAUGAGAAAUCAAAGAUAGCACUUGAAACAGUAUUAGGAUAUGUUGGAUUCCAAAUUCCAGAGCUAGAAAUGGUAAUGGAUCGUAUUCUGACAACAUUUCGGAUUGAGAGAGACAUCUCUGAUGAAGACAUUAAAAGCCACGAUGCCCAGCGACUAACUGUAAUCUUUGAGGAGCUCACUGCCUGCAAAGAAGACUCACAACAGCGCAGCUGGGCUUUGCAUGAAGAUGAGGCUGUUAUUUAUGAGUAUCUGGAAGAACUGCUAUCCAUUCUAGAAAAUGCCAAACCAUCAAUAUGCCGAAAGGUUAUUGCCAGAGACAACUAUGAUAUUCUCCACAGCCUUGUUCAGUACUACCAAAUGGAAACCCGUGCAGUUCUUUGUCGAUCCCUGCUGAAGGUUUUUGGGGCUGUGUGUGGUCUGCAUCAGGAGGCUCUGAGACAGCUCUUGUAUUCUGUCUUACCUCUAGAACUUGCCCAGGAAAUGCUACAGUACACUUAUGAUGUGCAGCGCAUGAGCUAUACAGCAUUGCUCAUGACAAUGCUUUUUUCUACAGGAGAACAGCCCACAACAGCUACAACUGACCAACUAAACAAGGAAUUCUUCCAGCAGAUUUUGCACUUGAUAGAGGAGCCUCCCUCAGUGCAGUUCGAAGACAAAGUAGUGGACCAGCUGGUGUCCUUCAUGCUGUCAUUCAACCUGCAUCAUUAUGACAACAACAAAAAUGCCAUACUUCAAGCGCUUUCCAGCUAUAGUACACCCAAGGUCUUUACAGAACAUAUGAUGGUUCUAAUCAACAGAGGAGGUGACCCUGUCAGAAUGUUUGACUACAUGCCACAACCACAGAAUUCAGUUCUGAAGCUAUUCCAUAAUCUGUACAGCAACCCUGCAACAUCCGACUUGCUGUACACCAAUGAUGCCAAAGUUCUCAUCGAUGUUAUAGUAGGCCGACUGUUGAAUCUCUCUCCUGGUGAUGCAACAAGAACAUCAUUCCUUGAAUUAUGCUACCUUGUUUUACGAAAUUCAUCCUACACUGAGCAUAAGCACCGCUUGAAGGAACUGUUCUGCUGUCUUGAGGCAAUUCAGGAAGAAGAGGCUGACACAGAAGACAAACGAAUUGCCAGAAAAAUACUUGAUGAGCAUAAAGACCUCCUUUCCCUGUGAAAAUUGCAGGUGCAAUUAUGUCACUCGUAGUUUUAGGGAAAGUUUAGUGACACUGCCAUUGGUUGCUUUAAGGCUUCUUUAAGCAUUUAAAUGCUUUGCUAAAUUUUGGAGUGUUAUUUCUAUAUUGAUUGUAUCAUAAAUCAUAGAUACUUAAUUUAUUGUAGUUUAGUGAAACUGCAGUUUUGGAAGCACAUGAACACAGAGAUUGUUCUUAUAGGCAGAUGGACAGGGGAUAUUCAAUAAUUUUCUUGUCAUUCCAUUUCUACUGGUAGACUAAGGGAUGACUGCAGAUAAUACUGAAGUAAUUUUCCUGUUACCUUUGACAAUGCCUGGGGUUUGCUUUUGGCUGGUAAUUUCAAAUUUUCUUGCCUUAUUUACUUCCUUUCACUAGUGUCAAAGAUCAGAUGUGUUACAAAAACUUAAAAGCACUUAUUUUCUAAUGAAGAAACAUGUAAUUCUUUAUUAUCCUAUAUGCUGUUUUUGAGAUCUAAGCCAGAUUUUCAGCAAGAUUUGUGAUGAUGAGCCAAGUUUUGUGUAUCAGUCUACUUCAUGGCAGUUUUUUUUUUAUCCCCUUACCUACCUGUGGGAAAAAAAAGGCAAGAAGCAAAUUCACGUCAGAAAAUUUAAAUUCUACUGUAUGUAGGAAAACAAAAACUAUAGUUGUAUCUUCCAUGAUUUUUUUUUAAAUAAUGAAAAUGUGACCUAAAAAAAAAGAUUAUACUUAGAGCACACAACUUUGGUAAGUUAAGAUACUUCAUACUGUUCAUAUUUCUCAAUUUUCUGUGGUCAAAUUAACGGUAGGUUGAUUUAUACAUUUUCACACCUAUGGUCAGGGAGAAUUUAAUGAGGGGUAUUUCAAUAUUUUGCUGACUGUGCAUUUUGUCUUAUGGUCAUCUGCUAGGCUUUAUAAGUGGUGUAAAAAUUGUUUAGUAUUGAGUAUGUGUACAUAGUGCUUUUCAAAUGAAAUUCAAUUUUAAAAUUUCUUAGCCUGGCCUCUUUAGGGAGCAUAGUUUCUGGUUAUUUAAACCAUUGUCUUUUUUCUGUGAGUGUUCAAUAGCAGCUUUAUAAUUUAUUAAUGUGUCUUUCUCAUUCACAAUUUUGCUGCCUUUUAACACUGUGCAAUAAAAUGUUGUCCUCCAAAUAUACAAAACGAAAUAUGAUUUGCUCAACUGUUUUAUUGUCCGUCUCUUGCAAUCUUGUGGUAUAUUUGUUUGAACUUUCUGCAUCUCAUGUGGCAUAAAAUUUAAAUCUUUACAGUUCAAUUUCUUGCUUGUCUGCCAAGUAGAUGUGGUUUUUCAGCUAUACAUAUUCAAGUAAAUUGUAACAAGUCGAUCUUUUUUAUUACCUGUAUGCUUCAAAGCAUGUCCAAGUGUCUAUUUUUUCACUUAAUAGCCGCAGCACUUGUGAUUUAAGAAAUGCAAAAGUGCAGCGAGAAACAAUAAUAAAAUAUCAGCUUUGAAAGGUCUUUACUGCAUCAAAAAGCAGAUUGCAAAAAGAAAAGGAAAUUUUUUUUUUAAAUCGUUGCCUCUGAAAUAAUGGCCAUGAAAGUAACACUCAUAUGCUGUCAGAAAAUGCAUGUUAUUAGUGGGGUAUUUGUGUGGCGUCUAGGUGUUAAAGGGGAUUAUUUUCCUUAUGUAUAUUGUGAUAAGUCAAAGAAAGUAUUGAUGUAUGGCAACACCCAGUCAUUUUGCAGACCCACAAUAUUCUUCAAAUAUUUAGCGUUUUUGAGCUCUAUCUGUACUUUUAUAUGACAACUAGUCUCAAAAUGAAGUUGGCUAUGAUAAAUAAGUAAAUUUUUAUUAAGGCACCCAUAUUUUUUUAACAGCUUUUGUU
This is a messenger RNA of Pomacea canaliculata, 3948 nucleotides long. RefSeq names its product NCK-interacting protein with SH3 domain-like. Bases 160 to 2115 code for a protein of 651 amino acids. The record is from RefSeq and is a predicted model, not a curated record. Gene Ontology annotation, molecular function: protein binding; Arp2/3 complex binding. The transcript is spliced from 11 exons. NCBI's taxonomy places the organism in Eukaryota, Metazoa, Mollusca, Gastropoda, Architaenioglossa, Ampullariidae. Gene Ontology annotation, biological process: endocytosis.